This is a messenger RNA of Cercospora beticola, 1514 nucleotides long. Its product is annotated as NAD(P)/FAD-dependent oxidoreductase. Gene Ontology annotation, molecular function: oxidoreductase activity. Gene Ontology annotation, cellular component: cytoplasm; late endosome. Gene Ontology annotation, biological process: retrograde transport, endosome to Golgi. NCBI's taxonomy places the organism in Eukaryota, Fungi, Ascomycota, Dothideomycetes, Mycosphaerellales, Mycosphaerellaceae. The record is from RefSeq and is a predicted model, not a curated record.
UCUCCUUUCUUUCACUGUGGCUUCAAAAUCGCUGAUACACAGGGCCAUUCGGACGGACUUGCACCUUUUGACAGCAGAGCGUUGCCGCACCUUCGCCACCAUGGCUGCCUCGACUGAGCAGAACAUCGUGAUCGUGGGCGGCGGAAUUAUUGGCUCCACGAGCGCGUACUACCUGACGAGGCAUCCUUCGUACGACCCAAGCAAGCACAAGAUUACACUUCUGGAAGCGAGCAAGAUCGCAGGCGGCGCAUCGGGCAAGGCAGGCGGAUUGUUGGCUUUAUGGGCAUAUCCUAAGAGCAUCGUGCCUCUGAGCUACGGGCUACACAAAGAGCUUGCGGAAGAGCAUGGCGGAGCGCAGAGAUGGGGCUAUCGAGCGGUGCACUGUGGACAGGUGGACUGCGUAGGGCGAGUGCUGCCCGAGAAGAAGAGCAAGGACGAGAGUUCUGCAAACGGCACAAAUGCGAACGGAAAGAUGGGAGCUGGCGCAAAGGCUGACGAUGUGAGUCUGGAGAAGAAUCCGCCAAAGAAGAGCAGUGCGAAGAGAGGCGCGAUGGGUAUACCUGAGGACAUGGACUGGGUGGCGCAAGACGCGCUGAGAGCAUACGACGAGAUGGGUGAUCCCAGCACAACAGCGCAGGUGCAUCCAAGACAGUUCACGGAGAGCAUGAUUGAGUUGGCAAAGGAGAAAGGCGUCGAAGUCAAGACUCAGUCGCCUGUCAAGAGUAUUAACUACGCCAACACGUCUCAGGUGGAGAGCGUGACAUACACGGACAAGACCUCCGGAAAGGACCACACGAUACCCGCAACGGAUAUCAUCAUAGCCGCUGGACCGUGGACCAAGAGCGUGUAUCCUUCCGCUCCCAUCGGUGCCCUUCGCGCCCACUCCGUUACUAUUCAGGCUAACGUCUCACCCUACGCUCUCUUCACACAAAUCAAGCUUCCCUCCAAGUUUCCCAACUCAGCAUCUAAAGGCCCUCACAGCGGUCAAAUUGUCAGUCCCGAAAUAUACGCUCGCCCCAACAACGAAGUCUACGCUUGCGGCGAAGGCGAUCAUGAGGUUCCUCUCCCUCCCACUUCAGAUGACGUCGAGGUCGACCAGUCGCGGUGUCAGGAUAUUGUUGACUUUGUCUCUUCCAUCUCUGAUGAGCUGCGAGAUGGAGAGGUCACUGCGAGACAAGCUUGCUACUUGCCUCAGGUCAACGGCAGUUCGGCUCCCUUGCUUGGCGCCGUUCCAGGCGCGAAGGGCUUGUGGAUAGCAGCAGGCCAUACGUGUUGGGGAAUCCAGAAUGGUCCAGGCACCGGAAAAUUGAUGAGUGAGUUCGUCUUCGACGGCAAAGCCAAGAGUGCAAAGGUCGAAGGGCUCAAUCCCGCGAAUUACAUGUGAAGCAGGGGAGUACAUGAUGUUUCAGACCACAGGAUGCAGCACUACGAGACUACAGCUCGUACGCUACAAAUCGCCUUGUAAACUUCGUCGCUCGAGGUUGGCUUGCUUCUCCGUGGCCCGCAAGUCUCCC